ACAAAGGAACAGUUCUUCCCGGUUCUUCGUCGAAUGUGGAUUGUUGAGCAUUAUAUAGAACAUGUCGAAAAAUGCAUUUUAUUUCUUUGCUCUUGACUGGGCGAAAGAGCAAAAGAAGCGUGGUAUAUCUGUCCCAAGAAAUAUGAAAGAACUUUCAUCACUUUGUAGCGAAGACUGGAAGAAUCUUCCUCCACAUGAAAAAGGAAUUUAUAAGUCUAGAGCAAAAAAUAACAAGAUAAAAGACCAGAUAACAGUAGGUAAUAGAACUACAAUUGGUGAAAAUGUAGCUCAGCUAGAGUUAGAGCAAAAGAGAGAGGAGGAAUUUCAACAAAACAUGCUUCAAUAUAUAGAAUCUAUAGUUUGUAUGGGUGUACAACAUAAUAAUUUGCAAAAUCUAAAAUUCAUAUUUAUACAUGUCAAUUGGUUUUAUAGAAGAGACAUAGGAAUUAACAAGUAUGACUUUUGUCCUGCAGAAUUUGCAGUUGCAGAAUUUAGUAUACAAAAUGGUAUUCAAAAUAUAUACCAUGAAAUAUUAAAGGUAAAAAUACCUUUAGGAUGGAAAAGAGAUGCACUAGAAACCAGUCAGGAAACACACCAAAUCCCUAUAGAAUUAGAUGAUGGAGAAUGUGACUUCGCACUUAUGUAUAAUAAGUUCUCCAAAUUUAUGAAAAGUAAUAAGACUGGGAGAAGGUAUCCUCCAUUGUUCACUAUGAAAAACUUAUGUCCUGUUGUAGAAUCACUGCUACAGAGAUUGAAUGAAGCAAGCGGUGAAUCUGUUGAUGACUAUCUAAUCUAUUCGAUAGAAGCACUGUUUGCAGAACUACGAAACGCUGCUGUACGGAGCGUAGACAAUCGCAGCAUUCCUCUUGUUCUUGCCGAAAUGGAAUUUGCAAAAGACUUCUUAUCCAGUACACGUGGCUUCGAGUGUGAAUUCCAUAAAAUUGUAGAUGUACCUCAAUACUGCAGCAAAUCUAUAGUAACAAGAUGGGGUAUGACGAUAUGUGAUUAUUGCUGUGAAUACAUGAAUAUUGAAAUGAUCGAAGGUGUGCAUUGCCCAUACAAGAAUUCCCUCGAAUUUAAUAAGGAAGAUGCUGCUACCGCAAACACUGAUGACAUUGAUCUGAAGAUAAAGGCUUUAAAAAUAAUGGAAAAGAGGAUAACAAUUGCUGAUGUGAAUGGAGUAUCUGAAGAGUAUAGGGAUAAGGUAUCUUCACGAUCUUACGAAGAAGAGAAAAAUAGACGAAUGGAGAGUAAAGUGGACAUAAUUGAUCAUGCUAAAGCUAGUACAUCCCAAUCCAACACCGCAGCUCUAAAUUUGCCAAUGCGCCCAUUGCGAGCACCGAAAACGAUGGCUAAAGCUCUUAGUGGAACACAGGAAACCUUCGACCUUUUAAACGAUGUUACCAAUUUUCCUCCAAUUGGAGGACGAGGUACAGUUAGGAAAGAUACUACAAAGUUAAAAUUGCCUUUGGGCAGAGGACGUGCAAAAUGAUAGGACAAAUAGCUUUUGGUAUGAAAGAGAUUGGACUUUUUCUAUGACUACAAAUUCGUAUGGAAUCUUUGAAAUACGCUCUUACCAAUAAGACUUACAUAACUUGUGUGUAAUUUAUUUUAUGAAAAAAGAACAAUAUUUUGUUACAAACUUAGACAUAAAAAAAGAUGAAAGUUCAUAAAGAAAAUAUACGAUUAAUUUUUAAUGAAA
Messenger RNA from Bombus terrestris (buff-tailed bumblebee), 1702 nucleotides. Its product is annotated as protein maelstrom 2. The record is from RefSeq and is a predicted model, not a curated record. The transcript is spliced from 10 exons. Lineage: Eukaryota; Metazoa; Arthropoda; Insecta; Hymenoptera; Apidae. The coding region runs from base 62 to 1492 and encodes 476 amino acids. Gene Ontology annotation, cellular component: nucleus; P granule. Gene Ontology annotation, biological process: male meiotic nuclear division; piRNA processing; spermatogenesis. Gene Ontology annotation, molecular function: sequence-specific DNA binding.